GACGUCGUGUCCAUCAUGAACCGCCAUACGGGCAUGGUACUGGAGCAGAAUCCCAUCGACAACUCGAUCCAAGCGCUUGAUUCGAACCUGGACGACCCCACCCACCAAUGGUAUCGUAUCCCCGUUGGAAGCGGCUACUUUGCCUACAAGAACGUAGCCACGGGCAAACUUCUGGAUCAUUGGGACGCCAAGGAAGGUCACGGCAACACUGUAGCCAUAAGCGACGACCUGAAGGACCCCAAUCACCACUGGUUCGAGACGAAACUGGACGAUAUCUUCAUCGUAGUUCGCAAUCGGGCCAGCAGACUGUUCAUCGAUCACGGGGGGUUCAGCGAGAUCCGCACGAGCGGCGAGGACUGCAGUUACGGCGAGCGACACUGG
Molecule: messenger RNA, 381 nt
Organism: Phytophthora sojae
Lineage: Eukaryota; Oomycota; Peronosporomycetes; Peronosporales; Peronosporaceae
Exons: 1
Source: RefSeq, a predicted model, not a curated record